Messenger RNA from Anolis carolinensis (green anole), 8466 nucleotides. RefSeq names its product calcium homeostasis modulator family member 2 (gene calhm2). The transcript is spliced from 5 exons. Bases 1316 to 2275 code for a protein of 319 amino acids. The record is from RefSeq and is a predicted model, not a curated record. Gene Ontology annotation, molecular function: monoatomic cation channel activity. Gene Ontology annotation, cellular component: plasma membrane. NCBI's taxonomy places the organism in Eukaryota, Metazoa, Chordata, Lepidosauria, Squamata, Anolidae.
UAUGGGGUUUGAAGUUUCAUGUGUAUUCAGCAUUCUCUACUCUAAAAGCCUCAUCAAUUAUCAAACCUCAGGAUUCUAUAGGUUGUUGCCAUCACACUUAAAAGUGCUAUAACUAUAGUGUGAAAAGAUCGCUGGUUUACACUUUUAGCUUUUUCAAGCUGAUUGUUGGUUAGCUUGGGGAAGAUGUGUUGGGAUGGUUUCAAGGUUGUUGUUAAAAAAAAACACCCUGUUGUUACAAUUCCAGCGUUCCAAAAGAAAUUGGGAAUCUGGGGGCUUUAACAAUCUGGGUACAAAAAGUGACCAAAACCUCACUUUUCCCACUUCUGUAGUAGCAAUUUUUAGCAGUGUGGCACUGGCUACCAAUUUCCCUUACUUGAAAUACAACAAAGUAUCACAUACUGUUAUGAAGAAAUAAUGUAUAGCAGCAUCUACUCCUCUAGUAAAAGUUUGUAAAAUGCAAUGAAAGAAUAACCCUCACAGCGUCGCAUUUUACAAGCGCAAACAUCCCAUUUUUUUUGAGCCAACCCUCUUUGGGAGGCUAAAGAAACUACUGUUGUCAUUCCUAACCCAAGCAACUAAAAGCAAAUGCCUCCCUGCCUUCUGGUGCCAAGCUAUCUUGACGUGGCUAUGGAGCGUUUCAUUUUUUCCAUUAAUUUUUCCUGCGCUACUUUUCUCUUUAAAGGCAUGUUGUCUCGGAAAGCCGCAUAGCAAAACUCAUAGUUUCUUUUCCUCUCUUUCUUCUUGCCAGUCCAUGCAAACCCCACCCUGACUGUACUUUUUCCCCUCCCCUUUCUCAUGAAAAAAAGCCUUCUGCCUGCAAAAGAAAACAGCUGGAAACCAGUACUCCUUUUUAAAAAAAUAAUCUGUCAGUACAAUUUCUACAUUUGAUUCUCUUCUGCAUUCCCAUGUGCAGAACAAGCAGAUACUUCUGAAAUAAAUUCAGAAACUACACAGUCAGCUAAAAGGGCUCAGGAAAUUGGAUGAAGAACCCACGGAAAUGCAAGAAUCUGGCUUCAACUGAACCUGACAUGUGGUAGGGAUGCGAUGGUAACCAGAACACCUCCAGUGACACAGACAAUGUGAAGAACAACGCUGGCAGAUAAGGAGAGAGGUCGUUCCCGAGAUCAACAGCAUUGCAUUCCAGACUCUCAAAAUACUGUUUCUUCAUUGCAAAUUUCAACUAUCAUUAAAACUCAUAACAUCUAGCUGCAUGGUAAAGCCCAUGGACAAGCAAGAACACCAAAACUCCUUGGAUCUGUAGAUAUCUUCUGUACAUCAUAACACCUAAAGUGUCCACGAGAUACAGAAAAGUAAAAUGGCUGCUCUUAUUGCUGAAAAUUUCCGCUUCCUCUCACUCUUCUUCAAGAGCAAGGAUGUGAUGAUUUUCAAUGGCCUGGUUGCCCUGGGCACAGUUGGGAGCCAGGAACUUUUCUCUGUGGUUGCUUUCCAUUGCCCAUGCUCCCCAGCUAGAAACUAUAUCUAUGGCCUGGCUGCCAUUGGUGUACCGGCUUUGGCCCUGUUUGUCCUUGGUGUCAUCUGGAACCAUCACACUUGGAACCUGGUGGCUGAGUGCCACAAGCGAGGAACCAAGAACUUUUCAGCAGCUGCAAACUUCUUGAUCUUUGGCUCCGUCAUGGGACGGGCAGCAGUCGCUCCUAUAACAUGGUCAGUGAUCUCACUGCUUCGCGGAGAUGCCUAUGUCUGUGCCUUGAGUGAAUUCAUGGAUCCCACCUCCCUGAAUGACUUUCCGUCUGGCUACGGAGCAGACACCAUGGCCAAGUUCCCUUGUGAUGACUUUCCAAAGAAUGUGACAGGAUUUAAAGAUGAAGUUAUACGACGAUUAAAAUAUGAGUCUCAGCUAUUUGGGUGGAUGCUCAUUGGUGUCGUUGCAGUUCUUGUGUUCAUCACCAAAUGCCUGAAACACUGCUGUUCACCUCUCAGUUACCGCCAGGAAGCCUACUGGGAUCAAUACCGCUCCAAUGAGACCAGACUUUUCCAACGUACUGCUGAGGUACAUGCCAAGAUCAUGGCUGCCAACAAUGUCAAGAACUUCUUUGGCUUUGUGUACUUAAACAAGGAAGAGGCAGAAGAGAUGGAAAAAUUUGUGGUGUCAUGUGUCCAGCCCAGGCAACAAUGGGAUGCCAUCACUGGAGUCUAUAUCUAUCGGGAGAAUAAUGGCAUCCCCCUCUAUAGCCGUCUCCAUAAAUGGGCCAAAAGGUUGACAGGAAAUAGUUUAGGUCCUGACAGCCAGGAAACUGCCUUUCUAGCUACCUAAGAUAACAACCGUUGCAGAGUUAUACUGGCAGCAAGCUCCAUUGAAUGCCAUAGGAAUUAUUUCUGAACAGACAUGCACAAAAUUGCCCCAUAAGAAUAUACACUACUCAUAAUAUCUCCAUGUUGUAUGUUAUCUCCUUUUUGUGUAUUGCCAAAACUCUUGGUACACCAAUGAUGAGAAUUAACACCCAAGAAAUAUGGGUGAACUUGAUAUCAGAUGAGGAACAGGAAAGACCAACAGUCUUGGAAGCACACCUCCAAAAUAUUAUUACAAAUUGUGGUGAUAACAAUAAUACACCUAAAGAAGAUAAAGGAUGAAAACAAGUCUUGCUGCUCUGAUGUAUAGAGCGCUCCCAAAGGUAUAUUUCCAUACACAAAAGGAGGAGAAAAUACUGGAUGUUCAGUCAUGCAAAUGGAGAUGCCACAAUGUUUCCUGUGUUUUCAUAGAAAACAGUGCCAGUGGGAGGUCUCAUCUUUAUUAUGAUUACUACCUCAUCUUACACUUCCUUGACCUACUUCCUCUGAAACAUCUUAAUACUUCAUUUAAACAUGAUAGAGAAAAUUGAAAUACCAACGAGAAGUAAAACUUUUCUUCUGUCCUUGGACUCAGGUAGUACCUGGAACAUUUAUUUUUAGAAUAAAGUGCCUAAAAUCCUUCAGCCAUUUGGUUAGGGAUUUUGUAGUUUUAUUAAAAAAUAAUUUUCUCAAGUUCUGGAUUCAAUUUUUGAGACUGGCACCAUUCUGCUUCUUCAAGAAACAGUUGCAAUGCUUUGUUGUUCCUCUACUGGAGUAUAUAUAUAUAUAUUUUUAAAAAGGUCAGACAGACUGAAUUAUCUUCUCUAUUGGACAGCUUGAAAAGAGAAACCUGCAAUAUUGCAAACUAAGGUCUCUAUUCCACUUUGGAUGAAUGAAGUAGUAUUGCCCGUCAAUGGGUCUAACAAUGUACAGUGGUCUUUAUAAAAGUUUUACAAUAGUUUUGAAGGCUACCAAAUGAAAUAAGGGAUAAUAGUUUACAAUAGUUUUGAAGGUUGCCAAAUGAAAUAAGGGACAAUGCUCCUGUACCUUCAAUGGUUGUAUAGAAGAGGGGUUUUCUAAAGAUUUAUUUAUUUAUCAUGUCAGAAGCAAAUUGGGCACAGUUAUAAUGUAUUUAAAAACACAGUUAAAGAUCUGGCAUUAUGCAAAAUUGACCAGAAGCUGGCCACUUGGAGUGCCCCUGGUGUCCUCCAUUGUGCAUGUGACAGGGCUCAGGUUGCAUUGCAGUAGGUGGUCUGUGGUUUGCUCUUCUCCACAUUCACGUGUCGUGGACUCCUUUGUAGCCCCAUUUAAGGUUGGCUCUGAAUCUCAUGGUGCCAGAGCACAGCUGUUCUGCGCCUUCCAGGUUGCCCAAUCUUCUGAGUGCUCAGGAGGAAAUCUCUCAUCUGGUAUCUAAAGAUUAUGCUUGGUUUGCAAACUUCUACUGAAAUCCCCUCUUCUGCAAACCCAUUAAAAUGAAAACAAAAAAACCCAUCCCUGAUUUCGUUUGUCCAGCUUUUCAUAACGAUUACAAAAAACCCAAAUGUGUGCCAGUGGUUGAAAUGAAGUAGUUCUUGGGGACUAUUGUCUAAAUAGGAUGACAACAUUUCCAUAAAUAAAUACAGUUCUUCAUAACUCCAUCUUUUAAAAUUGUAUAGCUUUGAAUCCAAAUGCUGCUAGUCCCAACACACUGAGUCAACUGGAUUUACAACUGCUGUUUACCACAGAGCAAUUUAUUUAGUGAGUCUUCUCCAAUUGGAAGUAUCAAUUUGAUUUUGCUAUAAAUCUCUGAUAGGGUCACCAAGAGAAAUAAAUAAUACCCUCCUGCCCUUGUAAUGAUUGGAUAAAAGAGGGGAUUUCGGUAGGUGUUGCUUGUCAAACAAUCAACUUCAGAAAUCCUUUCUUCUACACAACCAUUAAAAGGACAAGAGUAUUAUUGCUUAUUUCUGCUGGCAGCCCAUCACUGAUUCACUGCUUUGAAACUAGAGUUGUAGUCUGUAGUAGUAGUAGUACUGAAUCAUAUCACUACAUCUCCACUGUACUAUUGGAUGUGGUGCACCUGCUUCAUACAAGUUGUUACAUUUAGGUGCAGAUUUUAUCAUUGCUUUUAUUAUUUUUGCAUUCAUCCUGUUCCGGCAAAUUAAUGCAUCAGAAAUCCUCAUGUGCUUUGGCAAGGUAAUUAAAUCGCUAUUUGACUUUGCAUCCCAUAUGCAAGGCAAUGUGCAUAUUUAGAUAGAAGAACCAGUGUAGAAAGUCCAGCCUUUGCUGCAGAAGUCCAACAGAAGUAGAAUGCACAAUUACAAAGAAUUUCCUUCAAAAACAGCAUUAGCUCAAACUGUCUCUAUUCUGUCAUGCCAACUGGCCUUCAAGGGCAACUUGAAAGCAAGCAGACUAGUGGUUCUCUUCUAACCAGCUGCAAAAGCAAACAGCAUGUGGAGCUAAGCUUAUUAAAAGUGGUAACUGAAACUUGAAAGUAUUCAAAAGGGGGCUUUUCCACACAUAACUAACCAGCAUUGUGUAGAUGUUUCAGCCCAACCUGAGAUUGUUAUUGUGAUAAGUCAACUACAUAAUUUGCAUAUACAGAUAAAGACUAAAUCUUUCAGUGUUGGGUGUGAGAAACAUAAAAAAUUCCCGCUUGUUCAAGUUUGUCCUACUGGUAGUUCUUGAUAAGACUGAAAAGCCACCCUAAGAUUAAUGCAAAAAUACGUUCCCUUUCCAUGAGAGACUGCCACAAUUUCUGUCUUAAACAGUUUUAUAUGUCUCUCCCACCCUUUUCAUUUAGUUCUUCUUAAAAGCUGUUGCAAUUUUCCUUCAUCUGUAAAGUUCUCUAUGAUGUUCACCACUUUGCCAUAUACUGGUAGUAAUACACCUAAAGUAAAAUAACAAAUGCUGUGCUUUGUCAUAUGUCAGAGUUUAGUUUCAGAAAAUGGUGGUAGUCAUAACUAGCUAUAUUUAUUUCAGUCACUCGCCAGUUUUAAGAGGUUUAUAUAAGAAACAGGAUUGUCACUUCAACUAAAACUGUAGUAUUCCAGUAGUUUAGGCUCUUACAUAUCUUUCACAUACAUACAAAGUCUAUACAUUUUGCUGUUUUUGUCUCUGGUAUAAAGCCCUAAAGGCACUAGAUCCCAUCUGAUCUGGGAAGCCAUGCAGAGGCAGCUCUAGUUAGUACUUGGAUGGGAGAUUGCCAACAAAAACCAGGUGCUGUAGGCUAUAUUUCAGAGGAAGGAACUGGUAAAACCACCUCGUGAGCAUUCCUUACCUAGGAAAACUCAGUGAUAUUCAUCAGGUUGCCAUGUGUCAACAGGUGACAGGAGGAUACAUGCAUACACUUGCACACAGAGAGCCUGUUUCCCCUUUACCGGUGUUGUAUGCCUGUAAUUUCUGCUUUUAUAGGACACAAUAUUAAUAAUAUUAAUAUGCAUAAUUGGGGAAAAGGCCCUUACAAAAUUGUAGGAUUCCAGUUCUCAUCAGCCCCAAUCAACAUAAAUAAAAGCAAUUAGAAUUUGGAAGGCCCCAGAACUUGAACACCUGAUGUAAAUAAUUAGAAAUAAUAUAUUCCCUGCUUAUAUCAUUGCAAAUCUUUUGGGCAUAGCUUCAAUUGAUAGGAAAAGGAAACAAACAGCUUUACAAAAGAAAAAAGGAUCAAAGUAUUGUAAAGACAGUUAAACAUUUGGAGCAACCUUUUCCAAUCCAGUUCUUCUCAACUUCCAAAAAUCACGAGAAUGAAAGCAACCCAAAUCUUUACCUAAAGGGUACUAAGCUAAUAAAGGCUGGUUUACUGCCUAGCUUUCAUCAUCAAAAUAAAAAAAAAUUACAAGUAGACUGAAACUAUUUUAAACUAUGACUAUUUUAAACCAUGACUAUAAAAAGGUAUGGAAUUGAAAAAGUGUUCCCACCUAUUAUACAAACUAGGGAAUAGUUUCUAGUAGUCAUGUGCGUAAAAUUUGUUCCUACCAUUUUUCCUAUUUUUUUCAAGUAUUCAGUUUAUUUGGAAGCACAAAACAGGAAGCCCCCUCCCAACACGGAAAUCUGCUCAACAUGAAAGCCUGCUUGGUGGCUGGCGUGGCCUGUAUGCAUGCAAUUUCUGGGCCUGCCUGCAGGCCCUGCCACACACACACACACACACACUGAGAGUGUGGCAGAGCAUGUGUGGAGGCUGGCAAGGUGUACAGGCAGGCCCGGAGCACACCUGCAGCUGAACGCCUUACUCCAGAGGAACAGCAGGUAAGAAAAAUGCCAGGAAGGGGAGGCGAUGGGUGGGAAGCCCCUCCUAUAAUGGUCCAAAAUUUGAGUCCCCGAUCCAAAAAAACAUCCCAAUUUCGGAGGCUCCUGAAAACGGAUUGGGACCCCAAACUAAAGCCAGGACAGGAAACGAGGCAAGGUUUACCCAAAAAGCACAAGACUAGUUUCUAGAAUUAAACACAGUGUUCAAGACAUAAAGAUGUAGAUUAUUUAUGGGAAAGGCUAGGAAAACAUGAUUUCAUAGGCCUUUAUGUAUAAAACAUGAUCUAUCAAUGAGUAAGCACAACUCAUACAUAUUGUCCUACUUGAAAAGUGUCACUAAUUCAGCAUUAUGUUGGAAUGCGUAUGCGUGAGAGAAUGAAUGAAGAACAAGCCACAUCAUUAAUGUAUUACUCCAGUACAGCCUAAAAUGGAAGAAAGAGACCAGAUAUAUUGCAUGAUAACUCUGAGUAGAAAAAAGGAAGCGUACAUCGUUUCAAUGUAUUUAAUAAGAACCAUCCCCACAUGGUUCCCACUUUCUAAUUUUUGUUUUUUUUAAAAAAUACCAGCACUUAAAUAAAUCUCCAUUCUUUGAUGUAAAAGUUUGGGGAAGGUAUAAAAGAUAUACAGUUCUUGAAAGAUCAUGGUUUGGUCAUAGAUAACUUAAUCUGCUCCUGGGACCAUAAAGAAAUGUAGUUCUAUAAGGAAAACUUUCAUUUGUACAACUAGGAUGGGUCCUUUAUCUCAAUAUACAAGGAAAGCGAUUAAUCUUGCUCUAGACAUCAGUGCUCAGCAAGACCACCCUUAGAUUCCACAUAUUCCAACGCUGCUGCCUUCACAACCUGGACAGUUUCUGCUGUGCCAUACUUUUUCUCAUACUCCAAAUAACGCUUAAAGAAGAACUUCAUCUUCUUUGCUGCUAGGCUCAGGUGUAUCACUCGUUCAAAAAUGUCUCUGUGAAAAAAGCAGAGUGCUGUUCAGAAGGGCUCUCUCCAAGAAUCUCAAAAUCCUCCAGCACAAAUCUAUGUUCAAGUUUGCAUUUGGGGGAAGGGGGGGAGUCAAUAAAGUGAAGCCCACAAAUGAGGAGGACUCACUAAAUUUCUUUGAAGUCUCACCCUCCCCCCCCCCCCCACUCAGAUCAGCCAGCUCUUAAUUUCCGUGGUAGAGAACAGCAGAAAUAUUGUAUUUGCUAUAUUGAAAUAGGCUAUUGAUAACAACAAAUAAAGCUUUUUAGAUUGCAAUAGGUCACCAAUAUUUUGUGCAUCACAAUAUAUGAGAAUUAUGGCUUCAGUAGCUACACAAAAUGAAGCUCCCUACCUCCCACUCCCCUAAUCUCGGCUCUCCAUCUUCAAGCAAGACUCAAAAGAGCGCGUGAGAUGCGUUUCCCAUUGCAAAUGACAAGCCUGAUAAAACACAGGAAGGGGUUUUAAUGCCCUUCCUGUGACAUCCUUUCAUGCUGUUAAUAUCUAUUUACAUACAGUUUAUCUCCCAAACUGCCUUAAAUGCCAGGCUGAUAUACAUUUCCUGUGCUGUAAUUGCACAUUUUCUUUUAAAGUUCAAAAGUCUAGGUCUUCUUUCUCAUGCUAUUACUCACCGCACUUCCUUCUGACUGCCAUGUUUUAUUAUCAUGUCUAUGUACACUGACCAGAUGUCUGUGCGUUUCGGGUAUGUGCUCAGGGUGUUCUCAAAAAUGGCCUUCCCGUGUUCAGAAUCACCAAAUUGGAACUCCAGCUGUGCCAGCUUUGAAAUCACAUCCACAUCUGCAAUGGAACAAAACUGUGUUUUAAAAUGCAUUCCAUUAGUCAUGACUGCCUUUGCUUACAAGUCUGAGGUUACUUUGACAAUAUGUAAUUAGAAAGCAAUCAGGAUUACCUGCUAGGAAAUUCUUAGAAUAAACUAACCAAUUGUUGUUGUUGUUUUAAAGUCUUUCAUAAUGUGUGUGUGUGUGGGGGGGGGGGG